UCUCCAGCACCUAGGAGCAGCAUCAGUCAUUGCUCGCUCCCAGCAGGACACACAAGCAGCAAUGAGGAUCCUGGUGUGCGUGUACUUGUGCGGUCUGGCCCUGGCAGCCCUGGCUGAGGAGAAGCAGGUGAAGGAGAAGCGAGGACUCACUGGCUCUCUGGGAGGCUACGGAGGUGGACUAAGUGGCGGCUAUGGUGGUAGCUAUGGUGGCAUCUACGGAGGCGGUUAUGGAGGCGGCUAUGGAGGCGGCUAUGGAGGUGGUUACGGAGGAGGAUUAGGAGGCGGUCUGGGAGGCGGCAUCUCAGGUGGUUUUGGUGGUGCCAUCGGAGGUGGAGCCCCUCAGGUGACUGUCAACCGAGUCCCCGUCCCUGUCCCAGUGCCUGUCGAGAAUACCAUCCCAGUUCCAGUGAGGGUUCCAGUGACUGUCCCCGUGGAGCGGCCUGUUCCCGUCCACGUACCGCAGCCGUACCCUGUCCCUGUGGACAACCCUGUGCCCGUCCCCGUCAAGGUCCCCACCCCAGUGUCCGUCCCAGUACCUCAGCCCUACGUCGUUAAGCGUCCAGUGCCCUACGUCGUCAGCGCCGGCCACGGCGGUCUCGGAGGAGGUCUCGGCGGUGGUCUCGGAGGAGGCCUGGGCGGUGGUCUCGGAGGAGGCCUCGGAGGCAAAUUCGGUGGAGGCUACAGCGGCGGCUUCGGCGGAGGCUACGGCGGUGGCUUUGGAGGACUCGGGGGCUACGGAAAAUAUGGAGUUGGAGGAGGGGUAGCGCUGAGCAGCGGUAUAAAAGAUCUCCAUAGCCUAGGAGCAGCAUCAGUCAUUGCUCGCUCCCAGCAGGACACACAAGCAGCAAUGAGGAUCCUGGUGUGCGUGUACUUGUGCGGUCUGGCCCUGGCAGCCCUGGCUGAGGAGAAGCAGGUGAAGGAGAAGCGAGGACUCACUGGCUCUCUGGGAGGCUACGGAGGUGGACUAAGUGGCGGCUAUGGUGGUAGCUAUGGUGGCAUCUACGGAGGCGGCUAUGGAGGCGGCUAUGGAGGUGGACUAAGUGGCGGCUAUGGUGGUAGCUAUGGUGGCAUCUACGGAGGCGGUUAUGGAGGCGGCUACGGAGGCGGCUAUGGAGGUGGUUACGGAGGAGGAUUAGGAGGCGGUCUGGGAGGCGGCAUCUCAGGUGGUUUUGGUGGUGCCAUCGGAGGUGGAGCCCCUCAGGUGACUGUCAACAGAGUCCCCGUCCCUGUCCCAGUGCCUGUGGAGAAUACCGUCCCAGUUCCAGUGAGGGUUCCAGUGACAGUACCCGUGGAGCGGCCUGUUCCCGUCCACGUACCGCAGCCGUACCCUGUCCCUGUGGACAACCCUGUGCCCGUCCCCGUCAAGGUCCCCACCCCAGUGUCCGUCCCAGUACCUCAGCCCUACGUCGUUAAGCGUCCAGUGCCCUACGUCGUCAGCGCCGGCCACGGCGGUCUCGGAGGAGGUCUCGGCGGUGGUCUCGGAGGAGGCCUGGGCGGUGGUCUUGGAGGAGGCCUCGGAGGCAAAUUCGGUGGAGGCUACGGCGGCGGCUUCGGCGGAGGCUACGGCGGUGGCUUUGGAGGACUCGGGGGCUACGGAAAAUAUGGCCACUGAAACCUAAGGCUGAACCCAACAUCUUCAAAUGUACACGCUACCAGGACGUGUCCUGCACAUAGAAAUAAACUCUUUCAAAUAAUA
Molecule: messenger RNA, 1696 nt
Organism: Schistocerca gregaria
Lineage: Eukaryota; Metazoa; Arthropoda; Insecta; Orthoptera; Acrididae
Exons: 6
Coding region: 62-1612 (516 amino acids)
Source: RefSeq, a predicted model, not a curated record